Messenger RNA from Paramuricea clavata, 994 nucleotides. The record is from the annotation of a GenBank genome assembly. NCBI's taxonomy places the organism in Eukaryota, Metazoa, Cnidaria, Anthozoa, Malacalcyonacea, Plexauridae.
AUGGUAUGUUCAGCAGGCAAACAUCCAAGGGUUAUCAAUUUAUGUUUCAGUCACUAAUAUAGUAAAACGUCAUGUAAUAUAAAUAUAGUAUAAUAUACUAUAAUACACUAUACACGUCAUACACAUUAUACACACUAUACAGGCUAUAUACACUAUACACACUAUAUACUCAAUACACGCUAUACACACUAUACAAGCUAUAUACACAAUACAUGCUAUACACACUAUACACCAUAUCAAAGUCUUGGCUUAUUGCCAGGGACAUUUGUUUUACUAGUUCCAGGGCCUCGCUAUUGUUGAUUUGCGAGGUGAUAUUAAAGAUGGCCAACCGUCCGAGGAGGCAAGUGAAGGCACCAGAGCGAUUUUCUUGUCAUUUUUCAACAGUAUCCAAGAUCAGAGAUACCACAAACACAACAGGGACAGAAAGCUAUAUGAUAUUGAGGUCGUAGAGGUGGACCGCAAAGUGAAGCAAGUGAAAAUUCACUAUGUCGGGUACAGUAAACAAUAUGGCGAAUGGUGGCCAUAUGGCAAUGAAGAGAAGUAUUGCCCUUUCAUUCAAAGCGAAAAGUUGGUUAUUGCUACUCCCGAAUCAUUGGAAGAUCGAAAACAAGCUUUCCAUGGCCAUUUAUUCCGGGAAAUAAAGAAAAAACUGAGGUCAAUGCGUCGUCAAGACCCUGAUAUUUGUAUUGAUCUGAACACAGAUCAAGAUGUGUUUGAGGCUGGCUUAGGAAAUAUGGUCCCUGGUCGUUUUUACCGGGGGGAAAUGGUAUACACUCCGAGAAGUAAUAGACUGCUAGACUCUAGUCUUGGCCAGAAAUGGGAUGAGAGGAUUUUAAAUCAAAACAGUGAUUUUGCUUAUGUCAUUGUGGGCACUAUUAGGUAUUGGCUAGGACAGAGGAGCUCAAUUGUUGAAUUCAAAUAUGUUGGAGGCCAACUUAUCAAAUCUGAAAUCGAAAACAAUUAUUUUGUGAAUUUUCAAUUUGUUUGGGGGUGA